AAUCUGAACGCUCUUUAGGUGCCUGGGUGCACUCGGGUGGGGAAUCUGAACGCAGCCAAGGAAGAUUAAGGAGAGGGAACUACAUAGGCUGGGGAGAAAAAAGUUGGUCACGAAAAAUGUUCCGCGUACUGCCAUGUUCGUCCGAUGGAAGAACUAGGUCCAUAGCGUCGCCAUAUUGAAUGAUAUAUAUACGUACAUACGUGUCACUUUGCAUAUUGAAAAGUUAAUUGAUAUACAAGUACAGAAGUAUAGCAAUAACUUCUAUAAUUUUUAUAAUUUCAAAGAUAGUAUAGAUAAAAUAAAUUAGUAAAUAAAUGGCUUGUUGCGUGGAUGGCUGCAACUCCAGACGAGAUAAAAAAGGAUUAGAAAGAAAAAGUUUUUUUACACCUCACACAAAUGAAAAGUUUCUUUCUUGGUACGAGAUAAUGUCUGCUAGAAAUAAAAAAAUUAAUAAGAAUAGCAGAUUUUGCGAAUUGCAUUUCAAAUCAGAAGACAUUAUUAAAGAGGAUGCAUUUGUGCAAACAGAUGGUACAAUCAUUUAUGUACCAAGACAAAGACCAAAAUUAAAAGAAGGAGCAGUUCCUUCAAUUUUUUCAGAAGAACGGGUACCAUAUUUUAAUCACAUAGAACAUGAAAAGCAUGAAGGAAGAUUAACCUUCCUUCAUGAUGAAAAGAUUUCAAAUGAAUGUAACACCUCAGUUUUACAUUCAGUCAAAAAACCAGAUCCUAUUAAAUUUUCUGCUGAAGAUAUAAAUAUUGCAAAAGCUAUCGAGGUCCCAACAAGCCAUUGGUUUGUAAAUAUUGAUGAUGAGCAUAUGAUGUGGACAUGUUGGGCUAACGAUUUUUCACACAUUUUAAGACGUAUUAGUGUUACCACAAAUUUGGAAGUAAAGGCAUUUAUUGGAGAAAAAGAAGUUUCUUUUAACAAAAAGAUUCACAAUAUACAAGAAGUUAAACAAAUUUUAAAUAAAGUACAAACUAUGUUUCCUUGUGCAAAUAUUAAUAAUGAAAACAGAGUUACAAAUUGUCAAGGAUUUGUAAUUAUAAACCGCUACAGAGGACAGAAAAUGAGAUGUUCAGCCUGCACAAAAGGAUGGAAGAUACUGUUAAGACAAUCGCGUAAUAUAAUACCAAAUCAAAAAGUAAAAGAAUAUCAUAAUCAGAAAAAAAUAUCAUUUAAUAAUACAUAUAUAUAUAUAUAUAUAUAUAUGUCAUCAGGUUAUCAAGUUGUUUAAACUUUAAAAUUUAUAUAUUACUGUAUUC
Messenger RNA from Solenopsis invicta (red fire ant), 1263 nucleotides. RefSeq lists its product as uncharacterized. Bases 315 to 1235 code for a protein of 306 amino acids. The record is from RefSeq and is a predicted model, not a curated record. Lineage: Eukaryota; Metazoa; Arthropoda; Insecta; Hymenoptera; Formicidae. The transcript is spliced from 5 exons.